Necator americanus (New World hookworm) is the source of this 1740-nucleotide messenger RNA. RefSeq lists its product as uncharacterized. Gene Ontology annotation, cellular component: membrane. The record is from RefSeq and is a predicted model, not a curated record. The transcript is spliced from 15 exons. NCBI's taxonomy places the organism in Eukaryota, Metazoa, Nematoda, Chromadorea, Rhabditida, Ancylostomatidae. Gene Ontology annotation, biological process: transmembrane transport. Bases 1 to 1740 code for a protein of 579 amino acids. Gene Ontology annotation, molecular function: transmembrane transporter activity.
AUGGGCCUCUCGGGUGAGCGCUCUCGUAUUCUGCCGCAACCCGAAUCGGCGGAUACAACCCACGAGGGCAAACGGUACCGAGUUUACCCUGCCCGUUGGUUGGUGCUCAGUGUGUGUUGUCUUCUCGCAAUCUCCAAUGCAAUGCUUUGGCUUAGUUUCAUCGCACUAACCGAACAGACACGGAAAUUCUACUGCAGCGGUAGCGAUUGUUCGCCUGCUUUCUUCACCAGCCAGAUAUUUCAGCUGGUGGCUGUUAUCACUGGUAUAAUUGGAAUGUACAUCACUGACAAUUACGGUAUUCGUCUGUCGAUCAUGUGCGGUACAUCGCUGAAUUUCGUUGGAUCUCUGCUUCGAGUAAUAUCGUCGAUACCAACGAUUGACAACACUGCUGUUAGGCAGACAUUGCUUCAUACAGCACUGAUUAUGGCCUCAUUACCGUCCAAUGCUGUGCCCCCACUCGAUGGGAUCAGUAUUUGCCGCGUCAGCUCAGGCAUUCUUUCUGGUUCUGCCGUCCAAAAUUGCCGAGACAUGGUUUCCGGAUCGUCAGCGAUCACUUGCAAAUGUACUAACAUUCAUAGGCGGCUGCGGCAGAGCAACGGUUACGAUCCGGGAUGGACCCUCACUUGCUGUAAUCGUACUGCUGAAAUUAGUGGAGCUGACGAAGAGUCAAACUCGAUCGUAACACUUCGCUACACGGCGCCGUUUCUAGCGCAGCAGCACCAGGACUCAGCUAAUCCUCUCGGCGUUGUUUUGGCAACUAUCGUCCCAUCAGUGUAUUUCGCAGAGGGCGUUCAUGUAGAGCGAUAUUCGUGGCACAUGUUCGAGUUUAACGCCAGCAUGGCCGUUAUGCCAACUAUCACUUUUGCAUUAUCUUUAUUCGUGAGGAGCGGUUCACCUCCUACGCCUCCAUCUGCUUCAUCUGAAAAUCACUCCAGUGAUGCGCCAACUUUUUGGAAGGCUAUCAUUGUAUGCUUCAGGAGUAAGCAGUUCGUCUUACAACUGUUCACCUUCGCUCUAGCAUUCGCUGAACUUUGGGCUUUCAUGGUGAUCUUGUCCGAUAUCAUCAGCGAGCAAGGAUACAAUCUCUUUGCCUAUCCGACCGCAUUGGCAGCGUUAACCGGAGUCGCCGCGUCGCUUAUUUGCGGAGCAAUCGCCGAUUUUACAAAGAUGUUCAAGGAAAUCGUUCGCUUUUGUUGGGUGUGCUUUGCUGUUGUUGCCAUCUUUGUCAGAAUAUGGCUUCGCCAUAAAUGGACGGAUACAAGCGACUCGGCCGUUUUAUUGCUCGCCUGUGCGGCACUCGGUGCGUUUUCGAUACCACAAUUUCCUAUCGGCGUGGAAAUGGGUGUCGAGACCACCUUCCCCGUAUAUGAAGCGACGUCAUCUGGACUACUAGUGCUGAGCGGGCAGUUAUGGAUGUUCAUCAUGAGUUAUAUGUUUGAGACUGUGAAGAAUCUGAACCUGUUUUACGAUUUCAACGAGAAGUCAACAUCUGGGAACUGGCAGUUGAAUCUCGACAUUUGGUGUGUGCUAGCUGUUUUUGCUGUCAUCCUUUCGUUUAUAAUUAAUCCCACGUACAAACGGAUGCUUUACGAACAAAGCGUGAGAGAACAACCUACGGGAUCAGACCAUAAUCGAUGCUAUGAGUUAAAGUCCGAUAAAACAUUGGCGAUGAAACAAAACGGCAAAGGACCUGCUAACAUCAGAAAUGGGCUUCCAACGACAUUGAAUGACAAGGUGUAA